This is a messenger RNA of Strongylus vulgaris, 231 nucleotides long. The record is from the annotation of a GenBank genome assembly. NCBI's taxonomy places the organism in Eukaryota, Metazoa, Nematoda, Chromadorea, Rhabditida, Strongylidae.
AUGAUAUCCACAGAUCCAGUCUUGUCGCUACCUGGUGUAGAUAAGGCAAGGGAUGGUGUUAUAAUUUCUACAGAUGCUUCCACUAAAGCUGAGCGUAGAUAUCACAUCGCGGAUUUGGAAGCGUUGGUGGUAGUAUGCGCGGUUAAAAGCCAUAUUUUAUAUGGAUUACCAGUUGAUGUGAUGACGGUCUACCAGCCGUUAACGCGCUUUUCAAGUGCAGUAAUGUAUUAG